UUUCCUUAAUAUUACUGGUUUUGUUUGUUUGUUUUUGUUUUCGACAUUUGAAGUCAAUUCAACUACCGUCGCACCCAACACAACCAACACAGACAAAGACCAAUCUAAAAAGCUCGAUGCUGCCGCGAAAGCUGGUCUUGGUGUUGGAAUCUUCAUUCUUGUUUUCUGUGUCGUGGUGGUUUUUGCUCUAAGUCCAUAUAAAAGAAGGAAUCGUAAUCCAGAAGAUAUGAGAAGAAACAGACCAAAAAGGAUGAAAGAUGACGAACCAAAGCCAGUCAUCGAGAUGAAAGAUGAAUGGGAAGUGGAUUCUAAGCACGUGAUAUUCCUGGAAGAACUCGGAAAAGGAGCAUUUGGUAAAGUGUACAAGGCAAUCUUAAAGAUACCGGAAGACGAGGAGAGAGUAAAAGCAAAGCUAAAAACGAUAUAUUUCAAGCCAAUUAGGGAAAGAACGAAUGAACUUAUAGUCGCGGCCAAGACGUUGCACGAUACGGCAGAUUCAGGUGAAAAGCAAGAGCUCCUGAAAGAAAUCAACCUCAUGAAGAAACUUGGUUCUCAUCGGAAUAUCGUCAACUUUCUGUUCUGCUGUACCACGAGUGAACCAAACUUUCUUGUAGUGGAGUUCUUGCCGAAGGGAGAUUUGCUAAAGUACUUGAGAACUAACAGACAUAGGGUCAGCGGUUUUGAGGGCAAAGCAACUGCGCCUGCGUAUUUACACGUGAAAGCUGUCCUGAAUGCUGCUCCUGAAACAGAGAUGCAGUCUCGCUAUGUAAACGCUCCAAGAAUGACAGAGGACGUGAAGAAGGAAGUCGAUGGUCUGCUGCCAAAAGACCUGCUGUCCUUUGCCUACCAGAUAGCAGCAGGCAUGGAAUAUCUUUCCAGCAAAGGAUUUGUUCAUCGUGAUCUCGCCGCACGUAAUGUCCUAGUGGCUGACAACAAACAAGUCAAAGUGUCUGACUUUGGAUUAACACGUGACCUGUACGAGGAAAGCGUCUACCAUGCUCGUGUACAGCGGAGACUACCCAUCAAAUGGAUGUCACCAGAAGCGCUUUAUGAUCAGGUGUUUACAACGGAGAGUGACGUAUGGUCGUACGGCAUAACGUUGUGGGAAAUAUCCACGUUAGGAGGAGCACCAUAUCCUUCCAUGUCUAAUAAAGAUCUCUUUAGAGAAUUACGUAGUGGCUAUAGAAUGGAAAAGCCUGACAUGUGCUCAGAUGAAAUUUACCAAAUAAUGUUACAAUGUUGGCAAGAAAACCCAAGUGAGCGUCCAAAGUUCACUGACCUUCGUCAACAAUUUGAAGACCUUCUCCAGGAAGAUAAUCCAUACCUGGACUUCAGUAAUCUGGACAACGACAAAGACUAUUACCUGGUACCUUCAUUUAACAGCGCGGUCUCAGAUGAAGACAGCUCGCCAUCUUCGCUUCCAGAUGUUUAAUCAAACAUUUAUGCUUGGUCAGCGGCCAAGUCACGUGAUAAAAAUAUAUAAUGUUUGCGCAUGCGUGUAUUUAAGUAUAUUUUCGAAAAAUUCAAGGGAGUUUAGUACGAAAAAAUGCUUGUGUGCUGCACGCUCCUAGCAGAUUCUUACAUCCAAUUAACUGCUACAGUGUGCAAUGAUGCAACCGUUCUUGCUUCUACUGCUGCUGUUGCAUCUGCUUUGUCGUUGUGUAAUGAUUUGUUGAGGAAAUACGAUGAUGCCACCAUAGUUGUUUCAAUUCAAAUGUUGCUGCUGCUGCUGCUGCUGCUGCUGUACUUUUGCAACUCUAAUGUUGUUGUUGUUGCAGUGUAUCAUAGUUUUCGACAACAACGACGAUGUCACGUUGUUAAUUCUGUUAUUUCAUGUUCAUUGAUGCUAUUGAUAUCAUUGCUGAUGCUACUAUUGCUUCUACUGCCCAUACGCAGGUGCAUGUUUGGUAUUAUCGUGGUUAUUCAUGGCAAUGAUGUUGUACGUUUAUAACCCCAUUAACAAGAAUAAACCCUUUAGCGAA
Messenger RNA from Actinia tenebrosa (Australian red waratah sea anemone), 1982 nucleotides. RefSeq names its product tyrosine kinase receptor Cad96Ca. Gene Ontology annotation, biological process: multicellular organism development; cell surface receptor protein tyrosine kinase signaling pathway; protein phosphorylation. Gene Ontology annotation, molecular function: transmembrane receptor protein tyrosine kinase activity; ATP binding. Gene Ontology annotation, cellular component: signaling receptor complex; plasma membrane. NCBI's taxonomy places the organism in Eukaryota, Metazoa, Cnidaria, Anthozoa, Actiniaria, Actiniidae. The record is from RefSeq and is a predicted model, not a curated record.